AUGCUAAUACAUAAUUUGGUGGUUAUAGCGUUAAAUAUUCUAUUGUUACCAUCAGAUAUAUAUGCAGUAGCCUCUCGUAAAGUUGCUCCUUCCUCCAAAAGAUAUACAAUACGAAAAAAAUUGGACUCUGAGCUACCAUCUAUAUCACCUUUUCCAAUAUCAAAUAAUUUUAAUUCAAGAUAUGUCUAUUUUGUGCCUGAAAUUUUUGAUAUCCCAGUUUCUAAAGCUACUCAAGUAACUUCAAACCCAUUACCAAAUAUAGCAGUAUCAAAUAUUGAGAUUGCAGAGAAAAUUGAUAAUAAUGAAGUAUGGAGCUGGAAUUCACAAAAUCAAAAUUGGUUUUGGGGACCUCCAAUUAAAUCAGAUGGUAAUCCAGUAAUACCAGUGUAUCCAAAAAUUGAAGCUCCAAGAGCUUAUACUGGUCCUCUUAGGAUAUAUGGUCCUAUACAAAUUGAUGAUUUUCCAAGACCAAGGGUUAUUGAUAUAAUGUGCAAACCAUAUGAAAGUUUAAUUGGAAUUAGGGCAUGGUUUCCAAAUCCAGAUAGUAAAGGUAGAAAGGACCUUAGAGGUAUUCAAUUUUUAUGCUCUACUCCAUUAGAUGCUAGAAGAAGCAAAUCCAAAUCAUCUCAAUGGAGCAAAAUUAUGGGCAAUGCAGGACCUCAUUUAAAACAGUAUACAGUUUUGACUAGAGCUGAAGAUCCUUUUGUAAAGCUUAGAAUUUUUAUUGAAACUUUAAAUCCUGUUAAACAUCCAUUUGAUAAAGAGCUUAUAGUAUCUACAUCUGGGGGACCUAAACUAGUAUAUGUAGAUGAUGAGACAAGUGCUAUGGAAAAAGGUGCAAUUUAUCUUAUAAGAAGGAUAACCUUAAGAACCAAAAAUAAUCACUUAUCAUAUUUAGGAGGUGGCAGUAGCCAAUUACCUUCUGUUGUUGAGAUUGCUCCAAAAGACCAUGAAUUAAUUGGAUUUAGGGUAAUAUUAUCUGGAUAUCCGUUAGGUCAAUUGAGACAUGAAUUGAAAGGUGAAUUCUACAAUACAUGGAGAUACAGAAAUUCAGUAUCUAUUGGUCUUCUUUUUGGGCGUAGUGAGGAUAUUUUGACAGUUCCAAAAAGUCUCUACGGACAUCAUGGUGUUGAUUUUCAAUAUAUUAAAUGCGAAGGAAAGGUUACAGGCUUGCAUGGUUACUUCAUGGGAAAUAGAGGUUUAGUUGGGCUCAAAGUUGAAUGUGACAGAGUUUGGGGGGAUGUAGUUCUUGGUAUUACUGAAGGUACUGAUUCCAAAGUCCUUGUUGGACAGUUUAUAAACGCAGUUACAGUUCACUUAUCUCCUGAAAUGUUUAUACAAAGUUUGAUAUUUCAUUCUGUGACGGGUAGACAAAAAACUAUGGGGAGUGAUUGGACUGUUCCAACUAUUAGAUCUUCUAAAUCUGAAGGUGGUGGUAGACAUAUUUUGCAAGGAGUUUUCGUUGAGUUAGAUGAAAGUGGUGCAAUUUCAAUGGUUGGUUUUCACUGGAAGAAACCAAUAAAACCAGGAGUUACUGGUGAAAGAGAAGAUUUCGGAUUUCUGGAUACUUCCCAAAGUGAAACCUCUGAUACUGAACAAAGUAAAUAUCUUGAAAAUAAAGAAGAGGAAAUAGUUCCAAAGACAGACUUUUUUGGGAGAGUACCUGUAAACUGUCCAAUAAAAGAAUCGAAGUGUCCUACAGGUGUUCCAAUGACAGGUAUUCGCCUUGUUUUAAGGGUUGGUGAAACUAAACCAAAGCCAUUCAAAGACUAUUUAGUUGCACUAUUAAUUCAAUGUGGUGACGAAUUUCAAGAAAUGAUUGGGAAUCCUAAUAAUAUAGAUUUGGGAAAGAGGCAUACAUUUGAUAUUUUAAUUCAUGAAGAAGAUCCAAUAGUUAGGUUUCGUGCAUAUUUAGGUGAUAAAGGUUUACCACAUAUUUUUGAUAUAGUUAAUCUUCAUGAAUUGAAAAGUAGAUAUGAGCUUUAUGGCUUUAGAAUUGCUAUGAUGAUUGGAUAUGAUCGUAUUAGUGCUAUAAUGCCAUUAUAUCGUCCAAAAACACCUAUUGAACUAGCUCCAGUAACUGCCAAAGAUAUAAGUUUACAUUUGUUUGGGGCAGUUAGACCUGUAGGUGAUCCAGAUAUUGUUGUUCUAGAGACAUCUUGUCCAUUAAAAAUACCAAUAACUUCUGUUCGGAUGUGGUUUGUUACUAAGAAAAAUGACCCCAAUAUUUCAAGAUUGAUUGGAUUGAGGAUCCGCUGUGGCUCAAAGUGGAGGAGAACUAAAUUAGGAAGUGGAAUGGGUGAUAGGCAUGAAAAAGAAGUUCCACCUGGUGACUUUAUCUCUAAAGCAUUUGUCAACCAGCUGGAAAAUAAGCCAUUUUAUACUAGUGCUAUCGUAUUAACCACUUUUCAAAACAAUAGAUUGUCUUUUGGAGGAGUAAAGAAAGAUAUUAUGAAAAAUUUAGCUGCUGGUGAUAUUGAAACAGAGAUAUAUGGAUUCAUUGGUCAGGAAACUGCAGAAGGAUUGGUAUCUAUAGCUUUUCUUGAACGUCCAAUACCAUCAGAGGAGUAUCCACCCUAUAAAGAUGUUGAAAUUUAUCCAUAUCCAGCAGCUUUGGCUGAAGUUUCUAAAGUAGUGAUAGAUAAGGAGGAUCAAGAAGUUUAUAAUAGUGGUAACAUGAAAUCUAUGGAACUAUUUAGACCUGGAGAAGAGUGGUUUGGUAAAAGAGGGUUAAUGGGAUCUUAUGGUUCUGAAUCUGUUUGUGCUCCUGGUACAAGAUUGACAAGUUUACUGGUACACCAGUCAUCAACAUCAAAUCCUCCAAAUAUUAUAGGUCUGACUUUAUUCUGUGAUGGAAAUCCAUUACCACCAUUGGGAAGUACUUUAGGAGAUAUUAUACGUUAUGAAAUUCCACAAAAUGAGCCUAUUGAGAAAGUUGAGCCUAUAUUCAAUCAAGUUGAUGGAUCAAUACAUCGUCUUAAAUUAUUGCGUCGAAUAGAUCUUAAAAAAAGAAUGAGUAAAUUUUAUGAUCGUGUAUUAAGCGGAUUUGAUGCAGAAAUAAGGAAAGGUGUAAUUAUUGCAUUAUCACCUGUUUAUACUAAUAAUGGUGAAUCUGGACCAUCUCCGAAAAUAAGAUUAUCACAAGGGAAAGGAGCUAUUGGACCUGGAUCUGCUCCGUUGACUGAUAGAAAAACUCCUUGGGGACAUGCAAAUUCUGAUGGAGAUGUUGCAACAACUGAUGAAUACUCUUGUGAAGAGGGUACCAAACUUACAAAAAUAUCUAUGGUAUAUAAUCAAGAAGAUAGCUCAAAUGUCUUAGUUGGACUAAAAAUUACUUGCAAUGGUGUGGAUUAUGAUGAAGUUGGACUUUGGAUCAAUGAUAAUAAUACUUUGACGGAGGAAGUCUUUGAAUUAAAAGAAAAAGAGUUCAUCAUUUCUAUUGGGGGGAUUAGGACUUCAGAGACUCAAAGUAUUGGUCAAUUAUUCUUUGAAACUAAUUUCCUAAGGCAAUAUGGUGAAUGGCAACAUUAUUAUGUUGAAGCUCCUGGAAGAGGAAUGGAGUUAUAUGGUUUUGAGCUUUUAUUUGAGAAAUCUGGUGAUUAUACUACAGCUAUUGCAAUGUUGCUACCUCUAUUUAGAAAAAUAACUGAAGAUGACAAUAGUAAUACACUAAAUUCUAUAAGUAUGGGUAUAAAAAAUACCUCACCAUUUCAUCUAUCGUCUAUUCAGAAAGAUGAAGAUGAAAUUCAACAAUCAUUAUUAUCUUCGCCUACUAUUACAACUGACUGGGUUGGUUUGGAAGUUCCAAAUCUUGAGGUGGAUGGUAUUUGGUGUAAGACUUCAAGACUUAAAUUAGAUGGCAGGAUGUUGUGGGAUGAUUGGAAACAUUCCAGAAUGACUGGGAUCAAAAUUUAUUCAGAUGGGAAUAGUAUUAAGGGUAUAGCCUUGCAAUGUGGAGGUAUAUGGUUAGAGGAAGCAUUUUUAGGCUUAGUUAAUGAAAAUAUUCAUAAUGAAGAAAUUAAUAACAUGGUGGAAAGUGAUGCUGAUUUUGUUGAAUCAGUUGAGAUUGGUGUUGAUGCAAGGAGUAUACCUAUGGCUAUUAGAUUUACGAGUUCUAAUGGAAUAAAAAACAAGCUUGUUGUAAAUAACAAUGCUCUACUCUCGUGGAUUGAUACUAAACCAAAUGGUGAUUUUUUUGCCACUGGACUACAUAUAGAGUACGAUCCUGAUACAAAUAUUAUCUUUAGAAUUAAGACUGUAUAUCGUCCAAUUGUAACUGUAAAGGAUACUCCUGAAGAUGAGGAUGUAGGAUUUGUUAUUUAG
This is a messenger RNA of Cryptosporidium muris RN66, 4323 nucleotides long. RefSeq lists its product as uncharacterized. The record is from RefSeq and is a predicted model, not a curated record. The coding region runs from base 1 to 4323 and encodes 1440 amino acids. The transcript has a single exon. NCBI's taxonomy places the organism in Eukaryota, Apicomplexa, Conoidasida, Eucoccidiorida, Cryptosporidiidae.